Molecule: messenger RNA, 585 nt
Organism: Fomitiporia mediterranea MF3/22
Lineage: Eukaryota; Fungi; Basidiomycota; Agaricomycetes; Hymenochaetales; Hymenochaetaceae
Exons: 3
Coding region: 1-585 (194 amino acids)
Source: RefSeq, a predicted model, not a curated record
AUGCACCCACAAGAAUCUCUUCUACGCACCAUUGAAGCUGUCAACCGCGAGGAAGUCCCUGUUUUCACUCAAAAUGCGCACGGGGCUCAACUCCACCGGGACAGUGCUGUCCACUCCACCUUUUGUCGAACUGGGCUCGUAACUCUUAUGUCUCCAUUAUUGCCCUCCGGUGCAAUAAAUCAGCAUCUUCAAACACCUGAUAGGUACCCCGGAUGCCUUGACUACGAUCAACGCUCGACAUCGAGGGGUAGCUCGAGUCUCUCUCUUAUGCAUCUCUCCUUACACAGGUUCCUCCCCUCCUCUGUCUUCCACCAAACCGGCAUGAAAUUCGAGCCUGCAGCCCUCGUCUCCUCUAGAUAUCUUGCGGAACUCAGCAUAUCGUCUUUUGAGGAUUCGUCCCAUUCCCUUGGCCUGCCUCCGUCCCCUAUCCACAUACUUCCGAAAUAUCGGUAUGCGAGACAAUCCGACGGUUCUGUGUUGGCUAGUAUUGGUUCGUCCAAUCACGAGCUUCUUUCCCGUAUCCCUCCUAAGGACAACGAGCUGCCCUCCGACGGGACCCGUCAAGUCGACGUCCUGCAUUUCUGA